This is a messenger RNA of Phragmites australis (common reed), 4973 nucleotides long. RefSeq names its product pentatricopeptide repeat-containing protein At2g03880, mitochondrial-like. Gene Ontology annotation, biological process: RNA modification. Lineage: Eukaryota; Viridiplantae; Streptophyta; Magnoliopsida; Poales; Poaceae. The record is from RefSeq and is a predicted model, not a curated record. Gene Ontology annotation, molecular function: protein binding; RNA binding; zinc ion binding. The coding region runs from base 54 to 1718 and encodes 554 amino acids. The transcript has 5 exons.
UCAGGCCAUCGCAGCCAGCCGCAGUUGCCGCAAGCGUGACGCCGCGCCACCUCAUGCCCGCCGCGGCCGCGGCCACGGCCACUGCAGGCGGCGACCCGGCCGUCCUCCACGCGGUCCUCGUCAAGACCGCCUCCGCCUCCCGCGCCGCCUACAACCUCCUCCUCUCCCGCUACCCGCCGUCGCUGUCGCUACCCCUGCUCUCCCGCCUCCCCUUCCACCCCAACGCCGUCUCACUCACGUCCUCCCUCGCCUCACUCUCCUCUUCCUCUCCGUCGUCCGCGCUCCCGCUGCUUCGCCGCGUCCUUGGCAUAUCCUCGUCCCUCCUCGCCGAUGGUCCGCUCUCCUCCCUCCUCCGCUCCAUGCCUCCGUCCCUAGCGCCAUACGUGCACGCCCUCGCCUUCAAGCUCGCCCUCUCCUCAUCACCCUUCUCCUCGUCCUGCCUUAUCACUCUAUACUCCCGAUCCCGCUCCCCCGUGGCCGUCCGCCACCUGUUCGACGAAAUCCCCGUUGCAAACCGAGACCCCGUCUGCUACUCUUCCACAAUUGUUGGGCUCGCGCAGAACGGCCGAUACGAGGAAUCUCUGUCCGUUUUCGUCAGUAGGCGCUCCAAUGCUGUUUGUUCAACCAUGCACCCACUGUCCGCUGCUCUCCGGGCGGUCGCGGGGCUUGCUGCGCUGGAGCAGACUUGUGGGAUUCAUGCGCAUGCCGUGGUGGUUGGGCUUGAUGGGAAUGUGGCUGUCGGGACUGCGCUGGUUGAUGCUUAUGGGAAGGCCGGACUCGUGGAUGAUUCAGGGAAGGUGUUUCAGAGGUUGGGUGAUAACCAGAACUUGAUCACGUGGAAUGCGCUGCUGUCUGCGCACGCGCAGCAGGGAGACGUGCAAGCUGUCAUUGGAUUGUUUAAUCAGAUGGCGGAGCUGGGGUUUACGCCCGAUGGGCUCACGUUCCUUGCUGUUCUCACAGCAUGUAGCAAUGCUGGAGCAGCAACUGAGGCUGAGUUUUGGUUGGAAGCAAUGCAGUCCAAGUACAAUUCGAAGCCUGGCCUUGAGCAUUAUACUUGCAUGGUGGGUGCAAUGGCACGGGUGGGGCGUCUAGAGGAUGCAGAGUGUGUCGCAUGUACAAUGCCAUGCGAGCCGGAUGCAGCUGUGUGGCGCACACUUCUAAUGGGCUGUGUGGUUCACCGCAAGGUUGACUUGGCAAAAGCCAUGGGGCAUCGGCUAUUGGAGAUUGACCCCAAUGAUGACUCAGCCUAUGUCAUGCUUGCCAACGCCUGCUCGGAAGCUGGGAGAAAGGAUGAGGUGGCUGAGGCAUGGACUGCAAUGAGGGACCGGGGAGUCAGGAAAGAAGGUGGUCGGAGUUGGAUUGAGGUUAGAGGGCAGGUACAUGUGUUUGUUGCAAAUGAAAGAAGGCAUGAGCAACUGCUAGAGAUAUACGGCAAGUUGAAUGAACUGAUUCAAGAGGUAGAGAAGUUAGGGUACAAGGAGGGAGACGAGGGGUUCUGGCAUCAUAGUGAAAGAUUGGCCCUCGCAUAUGGGUUGAUCAGUGGUGCUGUACCAUCAAGAAAGGUGUUGAGGAUAGUGAAGAACUUGAGGAUAUGUGCUCAUUGUCAUGAAUUCUUCAAGUAUGCUAGCAUGGUAAUCGACAGAGUAAUUGUAGUAAGGGAUGUCAACAGGUAUCACACGAUUAAGAAAGGUGUUUGCAGUUGCGGAGACUACUGGUGAAAUACUUAAUUUCUGAGGAUAAACUUUGGUGCCAGAUAGCAAGAAUCAUUUCUGUGAUUAACUGAUUAUUCGGAUACAACAUGAUAAUAUAAUUGUCACUCCGGAAGAAAUUCUCUGCAGCAUGUUCUUGGGAAAAUUGCUUGUACUGGUUACCAUAGGACUUAAUCCCUUCCAUACAUGGUUGAAAUUUUGAAGAGAACUUUUAUUUUAUGGUGUUGCAUAGACACCAUAACAUCUUGUAGCUCAUGAAACAUGAAUCAAGAUGACAGUGAUGCUAUUUAGGUACAAUCACUCUGGGGAACCAUUUGUGCCUGCUGAUUAACAGUUUGGGGUUUCUUAGUUGCCCCAGUUCAAUAGUAUUAAUAGUUGAUACUUGUUCUCAUCUUGGUUCUGGUAUACAAUAGCUCAUCCCACCCCAGCAACAUAAACUGCUGAGAUGAAGUACCCUUCCUCAGUUGCUCUGUAGGAGCUUAUUUGAUGACUGCUAAAAGCAAUGAACUCUACAGCAGAAGACUUGUGGCUUUGCAGGACCGAGUGUAGUACAACAAAGGCACUAUUGAAACAUCUGGUGUCCCUGCAUUAUCCUCUUGAACUUGUAGAGGUGCACCGCAGUGCUAAUUUUCACUGGACAGAGUAUUACAUUUAAUGGUAUUAUUUGUCCUCUGCAUUUUAAAGACUAAGCAUUGGCCUUCCAGGGUAGCUAUUGUGGCUCAUAUAUUUAAUCAUGAGACAGCACCAGUGUCCAGACUUUGAUGCUGCUAUUUGACUGAAAACUUGAAUUGUUCAGAGAAGUUUACGAGUUUUGGUCUUGAAAAGUUGUGUUACUGUUAUCUAGUUCUGUAUUACUUUGUGACGUAAGGUGCUGUUUGUUUUGGAGAAAAUGCAUGUUUUUUAAAGUUAUUGCUAGCUUGAUCUGCCAUGCUUCACUCUGGCUUAAUAUGUUGCAUGUGCAUGUUGAUUUAUCAUGUCUGCUGGAGUCUGAAAGCUUUGGUUCUUUACCAUGCAUUUGUUUUCCUUCUGUCAAACUGUCACCAAGAACAGGAAGAGAUGGCUGUAUAAUAGUUGAAGAAUUUAAUAAUUUGCACAUAUGAUCCUUGUCUCAUUACGAGCGUGCUGUCAUUAGGAAAGAUUCUUGUCGUCAAUUAAGAAUUCAAGAGAAUUCUACUAACGGUUCCUUUUCUAUGCAUGUGUGAGUGAGCAGGACAAGUGGUCUAUUAUUUAAGAUCCGAAAAUCGUUCCCAGAUGCAAAAAAUUUGUGUGAUUUGAUCUCAAGAACUGCACUAUAACAGUUAUAUCUUGUGGGUUCUGAAGUCACUAUUCAUUCAAGCUGCAAAGGGAAACAAGAAUUUUUUUUAAGGACUAAAGGAAAACAAGAGUUAAAGAAGGAAUCUGCAGACAAAAAAAUUACCCCAAGCAUGAGGGCUCAAGACGAGAACACUAGUUGCAAGCUGGGGAGGACUGGAGGAGCACUGGCUUGGUAUUCGGCAUUUGCAAACCGGUGGCUUCAGUGGGCAACAGAAGUGCAGAACGAAUCUUUGAUCAGAUCAAACUUCGUUGCAACCACCCUGCAAAAGCAGUCGUACACAUCUGCCAAGGUUGAGCGGCGCUCCGAAGUCUGAAACUCUGAAUCGCAUUGAAAGGGACCAACGCACUGUUGAACGGAGUUAAGGAGUGAUCAGAAUCCGGGUCAUGUCAAAGCAUCACUCACUCCCUCUUCCUCCUAUCUAGAGGCAAACUGGCAAAGCAUGGCGCGCGGAUGGAUCUUUUACCCGAGGUUUCAAUGUGCAAAUGCAGUAGGCCAGGAGAGUAAUGCUAAGCCUGCCAGCCUCUCCUCGCUUUUCACCUACUCGUUCAAUGUUUCAGUGAUGAGCGAGCGAAUCCUGAAGCCUCCCAGGAGCACUUGUGGCGUGGGUCAUGCCUGAGAGUUGCUGAGCAAAUCAUUACCACCACCCUGCAGUUCCACUCGGCCGUUGCCCACUUGGUCUAUGGACUGUGAGUACCCUGCCCGUCUCCGUCAGGUUCUCGCCGUCCAUGUCCUGUGUGCGGAGACACUAUCUUAGCAGAAUUCAUUAGUAGUUUUAGCUCCGAUUAUUAUGUUGGGUUAUGGUCCAUGCAUGCAUGCGUCUCCGACAGCCAUGCACAUACACACACUUCCCCGAGGGCCCUGGAAUUAUGUGGGAGUGUUUUGUCCCACUAGGGUGGCAGUGGCACCAUUGCACUCAUCUAGGCAAAGGCAAGACCGCAAAGUACAAUGAUAAUGGCCAGUGGGAAGAAAGUUAUACCUAUAAAUGUGCAUCGCAAGUUACCUCUCGGUAGUGAAAGUUCCAUGGCCAAAAGCGAGCCCAAAGUGCCCUAGAUGAACCUUGAACACCAACUGACCAUCUGUGCCCCUCACUUUGUUCCUUAACACGCUUAACUUGCUUGGUACUGGUACUAGUUACUGGACUGGAGUUGAGUGGUAUACAAAGGAAGGAAAAGGAGGAGUAAUCAAGGAGGAAAAGAUGAUAUGUUACACUUGGAGGUACAUCUAUGUUGGGGAUGAGUAUACGGGUCGAAAGUUAAAGGGGUCCCUUUGCACCUGGUGAGAAGUAAUCGUCAUGGAAAGAGGAAAGACGAUCAAGUGAGAGGAAGUUUCGUGCUCAAAGGAUGCCUGUUUUUUCUCUCACUUUGCUCAAAGGAUGCAAUUCGUGAAAGGAACGCAGGGAUCGACUGGAAAAACUGCUUUUGUGGAGUAGAAAAGCGUCAGACCUUGUAACCAAGACCGACUGAGCAAGUUAUUCCGUAGGGUGAAAUACCGAAGUUCAUUGUGCAACUUUCAGGUACCAUUUGCAUACCUGGAGCUCAAUGUGACAAGUAAACAAGCGUUCAAGCUCCAGCAAGGAGUAUCUAAUGUCACGGCUGUCCAUAACGAGAUCUUGAUGGGAGAAACAAAUGUUGCGAUUAAAGGAAAACAAGGACGCUUGGAAAGGGCAUGAGGAUCAUCUGCGGCCAAGGAUAGGACUGCGUGCGCCAUGGCACUUGGAAACAUGAGUACAGCAUUACACUUAGAGAUACUCGGGCAGAAAUAGUGAAAAAUUCCAAAUAUGAUAGUAAGUAGGCAUGCUGAGCAGCUGAUAGGCCAUGUAAUGGUUGGCCAUUGCUCUUAACUUUUCGAUGGUGUUACUAGUGAAAUUGUUACAAGUAAAAUGAACCAUAGUAAUUAAUUCUACAUGUACUCUUGCUGUUACCAAAAUAAUAGUUGCGAUACAUUUUCUA